UGGCCCAAUAUUCUCUCUCUCUCUCUCUCUCUCUCUCUCCAUUUGGGCCUGUAAAAGGAAGACAUAGACGUUGCUAGAAGAUAUCUCUGUAAAUUUGCGGGACACGAAAAUGCGCACGUCGGUCUGAUCAACCGUCGCUGUGGUUGGUUUGUAGAAUUUCUUGGUUAAAUAUUAUCUCUUUGGGGAAUUGAAUCGUCGGUUAGGAGUGGAGGGAGAUCUAAUUUAUUCUGAUAUCUGCUGUUAUUUGAGGAUCGGAGAGUUGCAUUUGUUGAUACAGAAGAUAGGGGUUUGAUCAAGGACUCAUUGAUGAUAAAAGAUAUCAUUUGGUACCAUAAAUUAUCCAACAAAGAUGGGCCAAAGAAAUAUGCUAUGUACAAGCCAGAUGCUUGAUUUGGAAAUGGAUCAACAAGGCCAGGGCCAUGUCCCACCUGAGCCAUGCAUUCUUGUGGGGAACAUCUCCGAUUUUGCGCACCCUAAUAUCCAUCCAGUUUUGUCAGCUUCUGGGAAUACAAGUAAUCUUGAUCCUCAUCAUUUGCCAGACCAUCACGAUAAUAGUAUAUUCUAUGGGACCCAAUAUAACAGCCAUCAUUUUCAUAACCCUGUUGCAAACCUUGAUUUUGGUGGCUCAGCGACAUCCAACUUCUACAAUCCCUACAUGAUACCUUCAUCUAGUAACCGAAUGUUCCCUGUUCGACUAAAUCAUGGUUCUGCUGAUCAGUUGCCUUCUUCCAGUAAUCAUGGAAUAAAUGGAGUUGGUUUGGAUGAAUAUGAAAGGACUAGUCACUUCAUGAUUGGUGCUAGAGGUUCAUCCAAGAGAAAAAAUGCAGAAGGGAUUCCAAGGAGCAACCAACAUAUUAAUGGGUCAACAAGCUCAAGUUCAUCUUCAUCGGGUGUCCCCAUGAAUUUAGGGCUGCACCAAUGGGAUGAACAAUACAGACUCAUUGCUGGUACACUGGAUGUUGGGUCUUUCGCUCCACCUGAGUAUAGAGGUAAUGGUAUUGUAUCAGUCACUGAAGGAGGAGUUCGGAGAAGUGUGAGGAGCAGAUCAAGUCCUUCAGGCCUUCAAAUGGAGUCCAUUUUGGCACAUAACCAUGGUCAUUUACUUCAAGGAAAUUACAUGGUUCAGCCUUUUCAUCCAGUCAACAAUCCUUGGGUGGAACAACAGUUUGAGAGUAAUGGUGGAGAUAGAGGCACUUCAUCCUGGAACUGUGCACCUGCUUUACCUUAUUUGCAUGGGAGGAGUGUCAAUGGUGGUUCUUUAGAGAUUGGAAAUACCAUGGGGCAGGGAUACCAGGAGGUGACAAACAACAGUAAUUCCACAAUUCUUUUUUAUCCUCCCCCUAUGAACCAUCAGCACAGUCAGCAGUAUCAUGAUACUCACCAUCAUCAUCACCAACUACCUCCAGCUAUGCAAGGCAUGCAAGGACAAAAUUAUGGUUACCAGCAUCAAUUGCCAACACUUCCAUUUGUGCAUCCAUUGAAUAGCACCUUGCUCCAGAGCAGUCUGAAUCCAUCUCAUAAUGAUGUUGUGCCAGGGCCUAGGUCUCAGAGGCCCUUCCUACCAACUGGCUUUAGGAUAUACCGACCUAACAGAAGGGAAGUACCUCAGGCUGCUCCAGAAGAGGGAAACAGACCUCGUUUUAGAAUUGUUUCAGAUAAUGAUGUUGCUAUACUAGAGUUUCAAGGCCUGGGGGAUUUUAUUGAUCAUCAUAGUGAUAUGAGGUUGGAUAUAGAUCACAUGUCUUAUGAGGAGCUGCUUGCCUUGGAGGAACGGAUUGGUAAUGUCAAUACUGGAUUGACAGAGGAAAUCAUCACAAGGCAACUAAAAACAAGAACUCAUGCUUCAUCACCAGUCUAUUUAAAUUUGGAUGAGCCACCAAGCACUGAUCAGGAGACUGAGACCUGCAUUAUAUGCCAGGUUAACUAUGAGAACCAGGAGAAGAUUGGCACUCUCAGCUGUGAUCAUGAAUACCAUGCAGAUUGCAUAAGAAAAUGGCUUUUGGUGAAGAAUGUGUGUCCCAUAUGCAAAACUACAGCUUUGGCUGUGGAUAGCAAGGAUGGAUAGAGGCGAGUUGAGACCCCAACCCACCCAAUCUUAUGUUUUCCGUUAUUUUUUUCCUGUUCUGUACAUAUUCACACCUUUUCUCACUGUUCAAACUAUUCAUUGUUUAUCACUUUAUCCCUCAGUAUGUGGGGGAAACUCUCUCUCUCUCUCUCUCUCUCUCUCUCCCUCUCUCUCCCGUUGUACAAAAACUCAUUCAACAUUCAUUCAAGCACUGCAGGAUGAAUCUACAGUGGACUAAUAAUGGAAAAGUUCGCAUAGGUGUCAUCUCAUUAGUUUUAUUAUUGUUGUUUAACUAAUUCCUCGAAUUUUCUUUAACAAAAUAUUGGCAAUUUGGAUGUUUUCUCA
Messenger RNA from Nelumbo nucifera (sacred lotus), 2410 nucleotides. Its product is annotated as putative E3 ubiquitin-protein ligase ZFP1. Gene Ontology annotation, molecular function: ubiquitin protein ligase activity. NCBI's taxonomy places the organism in Eukaryota, Viridiplantae, Streptophyta, Magnoliopsida, Proteales, Nelumbonaceae. The record is from RefSeq and is a predicted model, not a curated record.